UAUGUAGAGAUCGAUACAUUACCGCCAUUAAAGACAAGUAAGAUUAUUCAGUUAAGUUUUCGUAGGGAUCAAGUUAUUGUAUGAACCGGCUUCGCCUCCGGUGGUCGAGAAUAAUGGCCGAGGAGAUCAGUAAAUCUGCCGACGUUGGUUCAUCCUCCGCCGCUACUUCGACAGCGUCUGUAGCGAAGUCGAGAGCGCUGUGGCCCUCUGUACUUCGUUGGAUUCCCACCUCCACCGAUCAUAUCAUCGCUUCCGAAAAGCGUCUUCUUUCUAUAGUCAAGACUCCUUAUGUUCAAGAGCAGGUGAAUAUAGGCUCAGGCCCACCGGGUUCGAAAAUUAGGUGGUUUCGCUCUUCAAGCGAUGAGCCAAGGUUUAUUAACACUGUUUCAUUUGACAGUAAAAGUGAUUCUCCAACUCUUGUAAUGGUGCAUGGUUAUGGUGCUUCUCAAGGCUUUUUCUUCAGGAAUUUUAAUGCUCUUGCUAGUCGUUUCAGAGUCAUUGCUAUUGAUCAGCUUGGUUGGGGUGGAUCAAGCAGGCCUGACUUUACUUGCAAAAGUACCGAAGAAACCGAGGCAUGGUUCAUUGAUUCCCUUGAAGAAUGGCGAAAAGCCAAGAACCUAAGCAACUUUAUUUUACUUGGACAUUCAUUUGGAGGUUAUGUUGCUGCUAAGUAUGCUCUUAAGCAUCCAGAGCACGUUAAGCACUUGAUUUUGGUAGGACCUGCUGGCUUUUCCUCUGAGGCAGAUGGCAUGUCUGAGCGGAUUACUCGUUUCAGAGCAACAUGGAAAGGAGCACUCUUGAACUAUUUGUGGGAAUCUAAUUUUACCCCUCAAAAGAUUGUCAGGGGUUUAGGUCCAUGGGGUCCAAAACUUGUGCAGAAGUACACAACUGCUAGAUUUAGUUCUUAUUCUACAGGGAAUGUGCUGACUGAAGAGGAGUCUAAACUGCUAACUGAUUAUGUAUACCAUACUUUAGCAGCCAAAGCUAGUGGGGAGCUGUGCUUGAAAUAUAUUUUUUCUUUUGGAGCAUUUGCAAGGAUGCCCCUACUUCACAGUGCGUCGGAGUGGAAGGUGCCAACUACAUUUAUAUACGGGCAUGAAGACUGGAUGAACUAUCAAGGGGCUCAAGAAGCUCGCAAGAAUAUGAAGGUCCCCUGUGAGAUCAUCAGGGUUCCUCAGGCGGGGCACUUUGUGUUCAUAGACAACCACAGCGGUUUCCAUUCAGCUGUUUUUUACGCUUGUCGAAGAUUUCUCUCCCCCAACUCCGAUAAAGAAUCCAUUCCAGACUUUCCAGAAGGGUUGACAAUCGCCUGACCUGAGUAUACAAGAAUUUUUUAUCAUCUCAUUUCUAUGUAUCAUCCAUUGCUUUACAUUAGUUACAAGAGUGACUCGUAAAUAUACCAUUCAUAGUCACUUGUAUUCUUUUUUUCCAACUGUAUCCUAUUGAUGUUGUUGUAAACCAUCCACACCAUACUAAGAAUGAUUUAAAAUCACACAAUCUGGUGUGGACUAGUGCGAUGUGGGUGGUUUGUAUGGUCUCUUCGCGUCAAAAGAUUUUUAUAUAAUGAUGUUUAUUGUAGUCUUAGUAAA
Molecule: messenger RNA, 1589 nt
Organism: Humulus lupulus (European hop)
Lineage: Eukaryota; Viridiplantae; Streptophyta; Magnoliopsida; Rosales; Cannabaceae
Product: probable 1-acylglycerol-3-phosphate O-acyltransferase
Exons: 9
Coding region: 81-1313 (410 amino acids)
Molecular function (GO): A2-type glycerophospholipase activity
Source: RefSeq, a predicted model, not a curated record